UUCCCCACUUAUUCUUCUUUCCUCUCUGCCUGCCCCAUUUCAGAGCGAAUUCUAGGGUUUUCAGUGUAGCAAUCGAUUGAGAGAGAUUUUUCUCUUGAAGAGGGUGAUUCAUACCGAUGGUGGUUUCUGCGAUUGGUCUGCUAGGAUUUGGAAUCCAAUUAACUUUGGAAUCAAAUUGCGACCGCCCAAUCUAAUGACUGACUCUGCUAGUGAAUGGCUCGGUUUCAUUACUCUUCUUCUGCUCUCCAUUUCGCCAUUGUUUUCUACUGCACCUUCGUCACAGCCCUCCCGGCUAGCCAUGGCCUGGCGGACCACGACUUUUGGAUAUUAGAUUUGGAUUGGAGUCUCUUUCACCAGGAUUACUCGCCGCCGGCACCGCCGCCGCCGCCGCCUCAUCCGCCGUCGGUUUCAUGUACCGAUGACCUCGGAGGUAUUGGCUCGCUCGACACUACGUGUAAGAUACUGAACGAUUUGAACCUCACCGGCGAUGUGUACAUACAAGGGAAGGGAAAUUUUUAUAUCCUACCCGGGGUGAGGUUUCAUUGUGCCACUCCUGGCUGUUUCUUAACUGUUAACAUUACUGGUAAUUUUAGUUUAGGAAACUCUUCGUCGAUUGUCUCUGGGGGAUUCGAGCUUUCGGCAAAUAAUGCCAGCUUUAUUAAUGGCUCUGUGGUGAACACGACGGCUUUGGCCGGAGAUCCGCCGGCGCAAACGAGUGGUACCCCUCAAGGGAUAGACGGGGCAGGUGGGGGACAUGGUGGACGUGGCGCUUGUUGUUUGGCGGAUAAGACUAAGCUUCCUGAGGACGUGUGGGGCGGCGACGCUUACUCGUGGUCGUCACUGCAGAAGCCUAGUAGUUAUGGAAGCCGAGGUGGGUCGACGAGCAAGGAGUUGGAUUAUGGAGGACAUGGUGGUGGAAGGGCGAAGCUGGUGAUUACGAAUUACCUUGAGGUGGAUGGCAAUAUUUUGGCUGAUGGGGGUGAUGGAGGAAAGAAAGGUGGAGGUGGCUCUGGUGGUAGUAUCUACAUCAAGGCUUUCAAAAUGACUGGUAGUGGGAGGAUAAGUGCUUGUGGAGGUAAUGGUUAUGCUGGUGGUGGAGGGGGAAGAGUGUCUGUUGAUGUAUUCAGCAGGCAUGAUGAACCCAGCAUUUUUGUGCAUGGAGGAAGUAGCUAUGGCUGUUUAGAAAAUGCAGGUGGUGCUGGGACUUUAUAUGAUGCUGUUCCUCGAAGCCUUAUUAUUAGUAAUCAUAACAAGUCAACAGAUACUGAGACGCUUCUUUUAGACUUUCCUAACCAGCCUCUUUGGACAAAUGUUUAUGUUGAAGACAGUGCCCGGGCUACUGUUCCAUUGCUUUGGAGUCGUGUUCAAGUUCAAGGACAGAUAAGUCUCUUACGUCAAGCAGUGUUGAGCUUCGGGCUACAACAUUAUGCUUCUUCUGAAUUUGAGCUUUUGGCAGAAGAGUUGCUGAUGAGUGACUCUGAAAUUAAGGUAUACGGAGCAUUGCGAAUGUCUGUAAAAAUGUUCUUAAUGUGGAAUUCAAAGAUGCUCAUAGAUGGAGGGGGAGAUGUAACUGUUGCAACUUCCUUACUUGAGGCUAGCAAUUUAGUUGUUCUGAAGGAAUCAUCUGUUAUACACUCUAAUGCAAAUUUGGGAGUUCAUGGACAAGGUCUACUGAAUCUAUCAGGGCCAGGGGAUUUAAUAGAAGCACAGCGACUGGUUCUAUCACUAUUUUAUAGUAUUCAUCUUGGGCAUGGAUCUGUUUUGCGUGGUCCCUUGGAGAAUGCCACUUCUGAUUAUGUGACACCAAAGUUAUAUUGUGGAAGUCAAGAUUGUCCAAUUGAACUACUUCAUCCACCUGAGGAUUGCAAUGUGAACUCAUCUCUAUCCUUUACUCUUCAGAUAUGCAGAGUUGAGGAUAUCACUGUUGAAGGCCUUGUAAAGGGAUCUGUUGUUCAUUUUCACAGGUCAAGAACUGUUGUUGUUCAGUCUUCUGGAACAAUAAGUGCAUCUGGAAUGGGCUGUACGGGUGGUGUUGGCAAAGGAAAUGUUACAAAUGGCAUUGGGAGUGGUGGUGGACAUGGUGGUAAAGGUGGGCUAGGAUGUUACAAUGGUAGUUGUAUUGAGGGUGGUAUAACAUAUGGGAAUGCAAAGUUGCCUUGUGAACUUGGUAGUGGAAGUGGAAAUGAAAAUUCAACUGGUUAUACUGCUGGUGGUGGAAUCAUAGUGAUGGGUUCACUGGAGCAUCCACUGUCAACUUUGUCAAUUGAAGGCACAGUACGAGCUGACGGAGAAAGUUUUGAAGGAACUAGCAGGGGGGGUAAAUAUAUGGUAGAUGGUUCAAGUGGAGGUCCUGGGGGUGGGUCAGGUGGUACUAUACUAAUGUUUUUGCAUACUGUUGAUGUUGGUGACUCUGCUUCUCUUUCUAGCAUUGGGGGAUAUGGUAGUCCUUAUGGGGGUGGUGGAGGUGGUGGUGGAAGAAUUCACUUUCAUUGGUCAGACAUUCCUAUUGGAGAUGUUUACCAGCCUGUUGCAAUCGUAAAAGGAAGCAUCCAUUCAGGGGGAGGGAUGGGUAGAGGCCAGGGAGGUGCUGGAGGAAAUGGAACAGUAACUGGAAAAGAUUGCCCUAGAGGGCUUUAUGGGGUCUUUUGUGAGGAAUGUCCAGUUGGCACUUACAAGAAUGCUAGUGGAUCUGACAGAAAACUUUGUCAUAGCUGCCCUGCUGAAGAGCUUCCCAGCCGUGCCAUGUACACUUCUGUGCGAGGUGGUGUUGCCAAGACUCCUUGUCCUUACAAAUGCAUAUCAGACAGAUACCACAUGCCACACUGUUAUACAGCUCUUGAAGAGUUGAUUUACACAUUUGGGGGGCCGUGGCUUUUUGGUCUUCUUCUUAUUGCUCUCCUAAUUCUUCUAGCCCUGGUGCUUAGUGUUGCACGAAUGAAAUUUGUUGGAGUGGAUGAAUUACCGGGCCCAGCUCCCACUCAGCAUGGCUCUCAAAUAGAUCACUCCUUUCCAUUUCUUGAGUCAUUAAAUGAGGUUUUGGAAACAAACAGAGUGGAAGAGUCCCAGACCCAUGUGCAUAGGAUGUACUUCAUGGGUCCUAAUACUUUCAGUGAUCCUUGGCAUCUUCCCCACACUCCUCCAGAGGAAAUAAAAGCAAUUGUAUAUGAGGGUGCAUUCAAUACGUUUGUGGAUGAAAUUAAUGCUAUAGCAGCUUACCAGUGGUGGGAGGGAGCUGUCUACAGCAUUCUCUCAGUUUUAGUGUAUCCCCUUGCAUGGUCAUGGCAGCAAUGGCGCCGGAGAUUGAAAUUGCAGCGUCUGCGUGAGUUUGUUCGGUCAGAAUAUGAUCAUGCUUGCUUAAGGUCUUGCCGUUCACGUGCUCUAUAUGAAGGGAUAAAGGUGGCUGCAACUUCUGAUUUAAUGCUAGGAUAUGUUGACUUCUUCCUCGGUGGAGAUGAAAAGAGGACUGAUCUUCCUCCCCGGUUACACCAAAGGUUUCCAAUGUCAUUACCGUUUGGAGGUGAUGGAAAUUACAUGGCUCCAUUUGCACUUCAAAGCGAUAAUGUUGUUACAAGUCUUAUGAGCCAGUCAGUCCCACCGACCCGAUGGUAUCGCCUUGUGGCUGGUCUAAAUGCACAAUUGCGCCUAGUUCGUCGCGGGCGGUUAAGAGUAACAUUGCGAGCUGUUCUUAGGUGGCUUGAAAAUUUUGCGAAUCCUGCUUUGAGGAUCCACGGCAUACGAGUAGAUCUUGCCUGGUUUCAGGCCACAGCUUGUGGUUAUUGCCAUUAUGGACUUUUGGUAUAUGCUAUUGAUGAAGAGACCGAUUGGAUGCCUAUCAGAAGUCUAGAUGGAUCAAUACAAACUGGACAGCAGCCACGCGUAAAGAGCAUUUCGGAAGAGAAUCUAUCUAGUCAUAUGAGAGAUGAAACCCAAUUAAUCCAGGCUCCCGGAGACACUGAAAGCUAUGCAAGGCAGACAAGAGCAUGUGGAGGGAUACUAGAUGCUAACAAUUUACAGAUGCUUGAAGAGAAGAGAGAUAUGUUUUAUCUUCUCUCUUUUAUACUUCAUAAUACUAAGCCUGUUGGACACCAGGAUCUUGUCGGCUUAGUAAUAUCAAUGCUACUUUUAGGAGAUUUUAGUUUAGUGUUGCUUACGUUUCUCCAGUUGUAUUCAUUUUCUCUUGUGGACGUCUUUCUGGUUUUGUUUAUUUUACCUUUUGGCAUUCUGCUAUCAUUUCCUGCUGGAAUCAAUGCUCUGUUCAGUCAUGGACCAAGGCGGUCAGCAGGCCUUGCACGAGUCUAUGCUUUGUGGAACAUGACAUCUUUAGUCAAUGUUGUGGUUGCGUUUCUUUGCGGAUAUGUUCACUAUAGAACUCAGUCGUCAAGUAAAAAACAUCCAAGCUUUCCUCCUUGGAGUAGUAUGAACAUGGAUGAAAGUGAAUGGUGGAUUUUUCCUGCUGGACUGGUUUUGUGUAAAAUUUUUCAAUCCCAACUCAUCAAUUGGCAUGUGGCAAAUCUAGAGAUUCAAGAUCGUUCCUUGUACAGCAAUGAUUUUGAGCUGUUCUGGCAGUCGUGAUAUUAUUCGACUAGAUGAUAUACUCAUUAACAUGUUUUUGGUUUUUCCUCUUCCAUUUAAUCUUUUUUUUAGCGUAGUUGAGUGAUUGACAAAAAGUGAAAAAGAGAAGAAAAAAGAAACCCUGAAAUUGCGAAGAAAAAAGGGAGAGAGAGAGAGAGAGGCACACACACAGAGAAAGAUAUUCAUUAUUGUAAUCACUUUUCAGCAAUGUGCAGUUUAUUCCUAUCAUGUAUAUAUAUAUAUAUAUAUAUAUUGAGCCAGUUACCUGUAUGCUCUUAGAGAUAGAGACAUUUAUUACCGUAUGCAUAAUGUGCUCACAUGUACUUUCUAAAUGUAAUAUGGGUGCAAAAGAUUGACGACAGUUUGGAUUCAUAGUGAGAUGGCUGGGUGUUUUCUUUAUGGAAACUAAUAAAAUGCUUUGCUGAUUUUUGUAUUAUUAUAAA
This is a messenger RNA of Humulus lupulus (European hop), 5015 nucleotides long. RefSeq lists its product as uncharacterized. Bases 214 to 4572 code for a protein of 1452 amino acids. The record is from RefSeq and is a predicted model, not a curated record. Lineage: Eukaryota; Viridiplantae; Streptophyta; Magnoliopsida; Rosales; Cannabaceae. The transcript has 22 exons.